Tinamus guttatus (white-throated tinamou) is the source of this 1435-nucleotide messenger RNA. The record is from RefSeq and is a predicted model, not a curated record. NCBI's taxonomy places the organism in Eukaryota, Metazoa, Chordata, Aves, Tinamiformes, Tinamidae.
AUGUUGGAAAAAUGUUCCUUCUGUAGAAAGGGGGAAUGUAUCAAACCUGUCAAAGUUGAAAAAAAAACUGGAAAAGCAGCAGCUAAGAUCAGAAUUGAAGCGGAUGGGAGCUACUUUCAGAUCAAUCAGGAUGGAGGAGCACAAAAACUGGAAAAGGCCAAAAUUACUCUGAAUGACUGUUUAGCUUGUAGCGGCUGCAUUACAUCAGCAGAAAGUGUUUUAAUCACCCAACAGAGCCAUGAAGAGCUGUACAAAAUGCUAACUUUUAACAAGACUGCAGCUCCCAAUGAACAGAAGUUGGUGGUGGUAUCUGUUUCCCCGCAGUCCAGAGCUUCCCUAGCUGCAAGAUAUAAAAUGAGCGUCCUGGAAACAGCAAAGAAGUUGACCUCAUUCUUGAAGAGUUUAGGUGUGCACUAUGUGUUUGAUACAACUUUCUCAAGAAACUUCAGCCUAUUGGAGAGCCAACGAGAGUUUGUAAAACGCUUUCGAAAACAGUCUGAAGACAAAAAGGCUUUGCCCAUGCUAGCUUCUGCCUGCCCAGGUUGGAUCUGCUACGCAGAGAAAACCCAUGGCAGUUUCAUCAUUCCUUAUAUCAGUACUGCCAAGUCUCCACAGCAGGUCAUGGGCUCCUUGAUCAAAGGCCAUUUUGCAGAGCAGCAGCACUUAACACCCGACCAGAUAUACCAUGUAACAGUAAUGCCCUGUUAUGACAAAAAGCUAGAGGCUUCAAGGCCAGACUUUUUCAACCAAGAGUACCAAACUCGAGAUGUGGACUGUGUAAUCACUACAGGAGAAGUGCUAAGGUUGUUGGAACAAGAAGGAAUAUCUUUAUCAGAUGUAGAUCCUGCUCCUUUGGAUAUCAUGUUUUGCUGCAGUGGUGAAGAGGAGCUCACUGGCCACUCAGGAGGUGGUUCUGGUGGUUAUUUGGAGCACGUAUACAAGUACGCAGCAAAGGAACUCUUUGGAAUUCAAGUGGAUACAAUUCAGUACAAACCUUUAAAAAACAAGGACUUCCAGGAGGUGACGCUGGAGAAGGAUGGAGUAGUCCUGCUCCAGUUUGCUUUGGCAUAUGGAUUUCGAAACAUACAAAACUUAGUGCAGAAAUUGAAACGAGGAAAAUCCCCUUACCACUAUGUUGAAGUCAUGGCUUGCCCAUCAGGCUGUUUAAAUGGAGGUGGCCAGAUCAAAGUGGAAGGAGAGGCCAGCAAGGACUGGCUGCAGCAAGUGGAGAAGCUCUACGAGUCUCUGAGGACUGAAACCCCGGAGAGGAGUCGGGGUGUGGAUGAGCUGUACGAGCAGUGGCUGGGGGGCACGGAUUCACCAAAGGCUGCAAGCGCCUUGCACACCCAGUACCACGCAGUGGAGAAAGCAGGCACUGGAUUUAAUAUCAAAUGGUGAAGAUCAGCUCUGGCAGCACAUCCGUGAAGCCUACGUA